Molecule: messenger RNA, 1278 nt
Organism: Ornithorhynchus anatinus (platypus)
Lineage: Eukaryota; Metazoa; Chordata; Mammalia; Monotremata; Ornithorhynchidae
Gene: AEN
Product: apoptosis enhancing nuclease
Exons: 4
Coding region: 307-1278 (323 amino acids)
Cellular component (GO): nucleus
Molecular function (GO): exonuclease activity; nucleic acid binding
Source: RefSeq, a predicted model, not a curated record
GGGGGAGGCAGGAUUAGAACCCGGGUCUUCGGACUCCCAGUCCUUUGCUCUUUCCACGAAGCCACGCUAGAACUGUGUGUCCCCUACCUCCAUCCCCAACCUUCCCUGGGCAGAAGUGGGCGGGCGUCCGGCUCGCCCCUCCCCAAGGAUUAUCCACUUGUCCAUUCCCUCUGGGAUUCUGCUGGGUCCCCUGUUUGUUUAAUAUGUUGGCACUUUGAUAACGAUGUUGGUUUUGAUGUGUGUCCUGAAAGAACUUGGAUCCGGAGGCUGUUUAGAGAUAAUUGUUUCCACGCCCAUUAACCUGAAAUGAGAAAGCUCGGCCGGCUCAGAAGCCCGUUUACAGAGGAGCCAAGUGGGAGCAGCCACAGCGACCCCCCUACCCGGGCCCUGGAUGCUUGGGGCAGGAUGGGGCCGCGGGGAGAUCCCGACCCGUCGCAGACUUUCACGUGCCCUCUCCCCACCGGCCCCAGCCCCGACGCCGGGGAGACCCCACAGAAGACGCACAGGAGGAGGAGCAAGAAGCAUCAGUGGUUCAUGACCCGCAAGGCCCUGCUGGAGCAGCAGAGGGUACUGAAGCCCCCCGAGGGAGGGGGCACCCUCCCGCCGGAAACGGCGGAGCCUCGGCCGGGGCCCUCGGGAGGCGCCACCCCGGCCCCCCCCCCACCCUGCAAGUACGUGGCCAUUGACUGCGAGAUGGUGGGCACGGGCCCCGGCGGGCGGGUGAGCGAGCUGGCCCGCUGUUCCGUGGUGAGCUACCACGGAGACGUCCUGUACGACAAAUACAUCCGGCCCGAGAGUCCCAUCGUGCACUAUCGCACCCGUUGGAGCGGCAUCACCCCGAAGCACAUGCGGGGUGCCACCCCCUUCCAGGAGGCCCAGAAAGAGAUUCUGAAGCUGCUGAGGGGUAAGGUGGUGGUGGGCCACGCCCUGCACAAUGAUUUCCGGGUCCUCAAGUACUUCCACCCCCACCAUCACACGCGAGACACCAGUAGCAGCCCUCUCCUGGUCCGCCGGGCUGGCUUCCCCGCCCAGGUCCGGCCCUCCCUGAAGAGCCUGUCCCUCCAGCUGCUGAACAAAAAGAUCCAGAUGGGCAAUCACGGUCAUUCGUCGGUGGAGGACGCCACGACAGCCAUGGAGCUGUACCAGCUGGUGCAGGCCGAGUGGGAGCGGGACCUGGCCGCCAGCUCCCCGGUGGCCCUGGAAGACGCCGACCUGGACCCCAAGCACUACCUGGAGGACCAGUACUGGCCGGUGGACCUCAACGAGAGCUACAAAUGA